AUGGCCUCAGCCAGUACGGCGUCCAAGCCGAUCCAGAAGAUCCUGGACUCGACCCGAGUCGCCACGUUGAAGAAGUUCGUACGACACCCGCCUAUUGACUCGACAAAGCCGAUUCAAGGAAAGAUUCGCGAGACGAGUUCCAAUGCAUUCAAGGAGCAUCUGAAGCGCGAGAGCGUGCGGUUGCAAAAGGCGCUGAAUUCACUCACGCAUGGAAAACACAUCUUCGUCUACCAUAAUGUUCAGACGAAGCAGGUUGUGUACUCUUUGACUCGGUAUCUGGAGGAGAACAAUGUCCUGCGCCAAAUGGUCUACCACGGCAAGAAGACCGUCCCCGCCGAGCUCCGCCGGGAUAUGUGGACUCCCUACUACUCCGUCCACUUCGGCGAUGCUCGCCUCGGCCUCCGCGCCUUCCAGUUGCUGCGCGAAUUCUCGAUGCGACGACAGCUUUCUCCUCCCCCCGAGAUGAUCACAGUCACCGAGGAAUUCCUAGCCUCCAGACGUCCCAAGGACCCCUCCGCCGCGGAGGAAUUCGACAGACUGAAUAAGAAGAGGAUCGGCCACCCAAUGGAGAAGAGGGAGCGUGCGCGAGUCCUCAUGGACCAAAAGGCGACCUCGGUUGCCGAUAUUGCGGCUGUGCUGGAGAUCCAGGAGAAGGAGAUUGCAGAUGGCAUUCUGGACAAGGAGCUGCGCCAGAAGCAAUUCCGCAGUCAGAGAAGGCGUCAGCGCGAGGCUAUUGCACAGGAGGCCGAGCGGGCUGAGCAGAACAACGCCCGUAUUGAGGCGCUGGAGCAGCAGCUGAGCGAGCGUGAGGGUGUGGAGGUCAAGAUCGGCGAGAUUGGUGACUACCCGGAGACGCCGGGUGAUGUCAAGAUUCUCUGGCGCGAUGUGCACGAUGCCAACUAUGCUGCCUCAUGGCCUGAGAAGGUCCAGCACGGCGAGUUGGAAAUCAAGCGUGACAACGUCAUUGGCGGCGAGCGCGUUCAAGAGGUCUCCCCGGAGGCUUAA
Molecule: messenger RNA, 1005 nt
Organism: Penicillium subrubescens
Lineage: Eukaryota; Fungi; Ascomycota; Eurotiomycetes; Eurotiales; Aspergillaceae
Product: mitochondrial 54S ribosomal protein mL67
Exons: 2
Coding region: 1-1005 (334 amino acids)
Biological process (GO): positive regulation of mitochondrial DNA replication; DNA recombination
Cellular component (GO): nucleus; mitochondrial large ribosomal subunit
Molecular function (GO): DNA strand exchange activity; structural constituent of ribosome; single-stranded DNA binding
Source: RefSeq, a predicted model, not a curated record